This is a messenger RNA of Trematosphaeria pertusa, 315 nucleotides long. RefSeq lists its product as uncharacterized. Lineage: Eukaryota; Fungi; Ascomycota; Dothideomycetes; Pleosporales; Trematosphaeriaceae. The record is from RefSeq and is a predicted model, not a curated record. The transcript has 2 exons. The coding region runs from base 1 to 315 and encodes 104 amino acids. Gene Ontology annotation, molecular function: oxidoreductase activity.
AUGGAGCCAAUAGAGCAGCACCCGCUCGCUCUGUGCGAUUACCGAACCUCAAAACAUGACGGCCACGUCGUGUAUCCCCACUUCGACUCCGAGAACCUCCAAUUCGCCUACUCCGUCGCCCAGAGGUGGCACUUCAUCGACCGCCAGAUGAAAAACGAAGCUUGGCUGAUAAAGAUGGCAGAUUCUGACGCCUCGAAGGACGACUCUAUUUCUGAAUUCGCUCCACACACAUCCUUCGUUGUGCCCUGGGCGCGCAAAGACUGCCCUCCCCGAGAAAGCAUCGAAUUCCGCGCCUGUCUUCUACGCAAGGCCUGA